AUGCACAUCAUUCUCCUUCAGUACUUGGCCUGUCUCUGGCUGCUCUCUCGCAUUGUCCGGACAGUCUACAAUAUCUCGCCUUUGCACCCCUUGUACCACAUCCCAGGCCCCAAGCUCGCAGCCAUCACGUUUCUAUACGAAGCCUGGUUUGACCUGAUACUCGGCGGACGCUACAGUCUAGAGAUUCAACGCAUGCACCAGAUCUAUGGUCCCGUCGUCCGCAUCAACCCCGAAGAGCUCCACGUCAACGAUAUCGCCUUCACCGACGAGAUCUACUCGACCGGCAAACGCAGACGCAACAAACAAGUCCAUCUUUUGAACCUCUUCGCCGGGCCCAUCACCGAAGCCAUGGUGUCAGCUGUCGACCACGACCUGCACCGCCUCCGCCGCAGCGCCGCGAACAAGUUCUUCUCGCGCGCGCAGAUUGCCAAAUUGGAGUCUGACAUCAAAGACCUCGCAGACCAGCUCUGUGACAAGCUCAUCAAUAUCGGUACCAAAAGUGAAGAGCCAAUCGAUAUCGUCACCGCGUACAGCUGUUUCACCUCCGACAUCAUUUCCGGCUACUGCUUCGGCGAGCCGUUUGGGUUUAUACGACAGAAAUCCUGGGAACCGAACUUCCGCCAUGCAUUGCACUCGUUGCUCACCCCAAUGCAUGUGUUUCGGUUCUACCCGGUGCUGAAAGCAAUCGUGGAUCUCAUGCCAUCUGUGGCCAAGUGGUUGGAUCCCCGCGUGAAGGGCUUGGUGGAGGAAGGGAACGAGAAGAUGCCGGGGCGGGUGCACAAAGCUCGACUGGAGUACCAAGCCGGGGCGGUCCCGAAGCGACCGGCGAUCUUUCAUACUCUGGUUGCUUCGGAUUUGCCGGAGGUGGAGAAGACGGAUCACAGGCUAGGUGGAGAGAGUUAUUCGUUCAUUGCGGCGGGGACGGAGACGACUGCUUGGACACUAACCGUAACAACCUUCCACCUCCUCCACAACCCCACCCUCCUAGACAAGCUCACCGACGAGUUCCAUACCACCGACGCCCUCUCUUCCCCUUGGUCUGACCUCGAAAAGCUCCCUUAUCUCCACGCUGUCAUCCAGGAGGGCCUCCGCCUCUCCUACGGCCAUCUCACCUACCGUGGCGACUUCAAGGGCCGCAAACUCACCUACGUUAUCCCCCCCGGUACACCAAUGGGCAUGUCCUCCGUGAUCAACCACCACAACGAAUCCGUGUUUCCGGAUUCGCACGCCUUCCGUCCCGAGCGAUGGCUGGAGGCGGAUGAGACGCAGCGCCGGCGGAUGGAAACCUGCUUGAUCCCGUUUUCGAAGGGUAGUCGGCAGUGUUUGGGGAUGAAUCUAGCGUAUUGCAGUCUCUAUGUCACGCUGCCCGUUCUGGCGCUCCGUGUGCUUCCGCGAAUGAGGUUGUAUGAGACCACGGCGGGGGAUGUGGCGUAUGAUCAUGAUCUGUGGUUUCCGAUGCCGAAGGAGAGUACCAAGGGGGUAAGGGUUGUUAUCUCGUAG
Aspergillus fijiensis CBS 313.89 is the source of this 1500-nucleotide messenger RNA. Its product is annotated as cytochrome P450. Gene Ontology annotation, molecular function: heme binding; monooxygenase activity; oxidoreductase activity, acting on paired donors, with incorporation or reduction of molecular oxygen. The coding region runs from base 1 to 1500 and encodes 499 amino acids. The transcript is spliced from 5 exons. The record is from RefSeq and is a predicted model, not a curated record. Lineage: Eukaryota; Fungi; Ascomycota; Eurotiomycetes; Eurotiales; Aspergillaceae.